Messenger RNA from Amborella trichopoda, 543 nucleotides. Its product is annotated as protein SMALL AUXIN UP-REGULATED RNA 9. Gene Ontology annotation, biological process: response to auxin. The record is from RefSeq and is a predicted model, not a curated record. NCBI's taxonomy places the organism in Eukaryota, Viridiplantae, Streptophyta, Magnoliopsida, Amborellales, Amborellaceae.
AUGUACUAUUCAUGGGCCAUAUACACAUACACUAUAUAUAAGACUAGCCAUGAAGAGCUUAUAGCAGUGAGGCUAUUUAUCAACCAGCCACAGGCAAAUAUGGGUGAGAGGAACAAGUGCAGCAUGUGUAGAAUUGUGAAGCUGAGACAGAUGGCGAGGCUAUGGCGCAAGGUCGCAGGCUCGCAAACACGUGCUCGGGAGGUUCCUGAUGAUGUCCCGGCCGGUCACUUGGCGGUGAGAGUGGGCACUUCAUGCAGGAGGUUUGUUAUAAGGGCGACGUAUUUGAACCACCCAGUGUUUCGGGAGCUCCUGGAGCAAGCGGUUGAGGAGUUUGGGCAUGAGCACGAGGGGCCCCUCGUCCUCCCCUGCGACGAGGCCUUCUUUGAGAAGGUCGUGCAAUCGCUGAGUAAAGGAGGAAGUGAUUGGAUGAGUCUAUCUAAUUGCUCGGCUCAAGUGGUCGGAAAGAGUCAUGAAGGUUUGGGUACUUGGAGGAGAGAAUGCCGGCCACUUCUACAAGGUUUUGGAGGGAGAGGAACAUGGUGA